Molecule: messenger RNA, 1359 nt
Organism: Anopheles marshallii
Lineage: Eukaryota; Metazoa; Arthropoda; Insecta; Diptera; Culicidae
Exons: 3
Coding region: 1-1359 (452 amino acids)
Molecular function (GO): nucleic acid binding
Source: RefSeq, a predicted model, not a curated record
AUGAAAAUAAGGGGUUUAAAGCGCAAAAAAAUACGUGCACGAAGACCAAAAGUCCCCAGGAAGCAAAUCAAGCUCAAAUGGUCAAAUCGUUACUCGCGGAGCAAACAAUCCAAAACCAGACCAGUACGUAAGCCCCAGACAACAUCAGACGAUUGCAGCAGCGGUCGGGAAGCGCCAAACCACUUCUUUGAGACUGAGUGGCUCAUCGACAAUCACCGUAACCCACACGACACAUUAUAUUUAUGGGAGCUAAAGAUGUUGUUCAUGCAAUUGCACAAACAGCGUAUCCCGGAAUAUGAGUUGGUACCUUUAGCGCAUGUAUUUGCGAACAUGGUAGCUUAUGGUUGUAAAUACACACCUAAGCUCAUGGAACGGGUGAAAGAACUAGGAGAACCCGUUUAUCGCAAGCUUGAAAAGAAAAGAACCUACCGUACUCUAGCGCCCAAGGAUAUACUAUCAUAUGAUAAACAACAGGAACAGGAAGAGCUAAACUCCGAAAUACGUUUACAAUUGUCACGAUUAAGCCCCAUCUUUCCUGCUCAAUCUCUGGUUGAGAUAUUCCAAAAUAUUGUUGUAGUGAACAAUUCCUUAAAAGAAACAACCGAAUGGUUCGAACGUUUGGGUAGUGGCACCAUAUCUAUUGCUAUCAGCUCAAUAGCGUAUGGAGUGUUCGAAGUAAAAGCUUACGUAUCAAACUAUUUCAUUACCAGAGCGUCCGGUACGUAUCAAGUUGCUUACGCACAAUGUGUGGCAGAUUUAUUGGAAAUCCUGAAAAACUACUGCUAUCAGGUUAAUUACGUACAACGGUUUUCCUACCUUAAUUACAAUGUAGAAAGAUUGUUGGAUGAAUGUACCCACCAACCUGCACAGUGUUACCAGCAGUACAAUAUCGGCUAUCGUUUACUCCAAAAGCUAGGCUGGACCGGAGGAGCACUUGGAUCUAAACAGACGGGCAUCUUGGAACCGAUAAAAGUGUCUGGCAAAUUUGACCGCCGCGGACUGGGUGCUCGAGUGACGGUGAAAAAAACUCGAGUCAAAAGCGUGAUCGAAAGCGAUUGUAUUAUUGAUGAACACUUUUACCAUGUUCUUAUGGAAGCUAUACUCAUCCGCAAGCCGUACUAUGAUCUUAUAUUUUCGCCAGAAUUUACCGAAUAUGAACGCAUCCUGCUAACGAGAUUAGCAGUGGAGCGAAGACUUCGGUGUGAAACACGGCUAAGCGAAACUGGACAGGCUCAGUUCGUAAUCAAACGAUACCCACUACCACCACAUGUUGUCCUUACAUAUGUGCUGGUCUACGAUCAUCCACUCGUUUCAAAGUACUACGAGGUAAAGGCACCUAAGGUGUUGAACACUGACUAA